UUUGGAAUGGAGGCGGUGGUGCAGGCGGAGGCGUAUGGCAACAAUGCGUGGGAUGGUCAGCGGGGCGUUGCUGGGGCAUUGCUGGCCGCAGUGGCCACCCAGUGGGCGGCAAUGGCAACCCCUCCAAGGGCACGAGGUUUCGCGGCGACCUGUGCCAUUAUAAUCUGGCGAACAUCGCGAUUUCAGUGCCUGUUCGGCUACUGCCGCCGUGAUUCACGAUUGUCCAGCAGCAACAGUGGCAGCAGCAACAGAAACAACAACCAUAAAAUCUACGAAAUCAUCAAUGACUCCCAACCGCCUGACGUAACACAGAUAGCCAGGAUGCAGAACAAUCCCAGCCCACAGCUACCCUGUAAGGGUAUACUCAAGACUUCGCGUAGCUUCGAUAAGUCGGGAGCCAGUUUUCGCAAAAGUGCCAAGUUCGAUGAGCUGAACGUGAUGCAGACCUUCCAUCCGGCCGACAAGGACUACGGACACAUGAAAAUCGAUGAGCCCAAAACGCCGUACAACUACACGGAAGGCUUCGACGAGAACAGGGACGAGCUGGACACGGAGUUGCUAGUGGAGAAACUCCGCAUAGCGGCUAACACACAGCCGUCGACAGAGAGCAUCGAGGACGAUGGUUCCUCCGGUGAUGAACAGCCCCUUAGCGAAGAGGAGCGACAACGGCGACGCGAAUUCGAGCGACGUCGCAAGGCCCACUAUCGCGAGUUUGAGGCAGUCAAGCUUGCACGAAAACUGAUCCAGGAGGAGGACGACGACGAUGACGACGAGGACAAGGGUGCGGAUAGCCGGCCCUCGGGCUCGGCACAGGGCGCUUCCAGCUCCGGACGAUUCGCGAGCAGUUCGGCCAAAAGGUCGAGCUCUCAGGCUGACUCCACCACAUCCCCGUCUACCAGCGCCGGCCAGAAUAUGGACCUGGAGCCAUCGAACAACUAGAAGCAAUGUCAACCCAUCAAUCAAUCACUAAUGUUUACCUAGCGGACAAUGGACGAUUCUGAGGGCAGCUCAUCCAAAACAAUAAACAAACGAAAUUAUAUCAAAUUAACAAGUGCUGUGCGAGUACGGAGUGGAUGCUGAUUAGCAGGGUGGCGAGGAGCACUCGUGAUUAAUUGAAUUUACCCAACUAAACACGAAAAACAAACCUUUGCCAAGGAGGUGCGUCAUCGAGUAGUGAACACAGCCGAUAAGCCGUAGGGCAGAAUGGUCGGAGAAUUUGAUUGUACGACACAAAAUAUAAUUAUCGUAUGCGUCUCAGCCGUAGCGUAUUGUACUGUUGCAAAUGUAGUUAAACAAAGGUCUUUUAAAUUGAUAUCGAGAUGGCAAGCCACCCAUUGAGUUUUAGUCCAAGUCUCCCAAGUUUUGCAUUUAAUUUGAUUGAAUGCCCAGUGCCACAGAAUGGAUAACUUGUUGUAACUAGCGAUGAAGUUGAUUUGGCCUUACUUUUAGUUAUUUAUUAAUACGAUACUAUUAUGAUUACUAUUAAGUUUUAGCCAUCGAAUGCGAGCCGAGCGUUUCAAUAAAGAGAGUCCAAAAACCCAAUUGAAAAAA
This is a messenger RNA of Drosophila sechellia, 1551 nucleotides long. RefSeq names its product protein phosphatase inhibitor-2 (gene I-2). NCBI's taxonomy places the organism in Eukaryota, Metazoa, Arthropoda, Insecta, Diptera, Drosophilidae. Gene Ontology annotation, biological process: regulation of signal transduction. The transcript is spliced from 5 exons. Gene Ontology annotation, molecular function: protein phosphatase inhibitor activity. The record is from RefSeq and is a predicted model, not a curated record. The coding region runs from base 7 to 939 and encodes 310 amino acids.